Messenger RNA from Humulus lupulus (European hop), 1491 nucleotides. RefSeq lists its product as uncharacterized. The record is from RefSeq and is a predicted model, not a curated record. NCBI's taxonomy places the organism in Eukaryota, Viridiplantae, Streptophyta, Magnoliopsida, Rosales, Cannabaceae. Bases 1 to 1491 code for a protein of 496 amino acids. The transcript is spliced from 2 exons.
AUGGAUAAGAUAAUGUUAUUUGUAGUUUUUAACAGAAGAUGGAAUGCAAACAACAAAUACAUUGAUCAUGAAGUGAAAAUAUUGAUGGUGGAAAAGGAUAUCAAGUAUGUGGAAUUGGUAAACAAGAUAUACAAAGAGCUCAGAUUGAAUGAAAGAUUGAUUUCAACAAACUUGAUUUUUGAUGCAAAUAUGGAUACAAGCAAAGGAAUGAAGAUAGAAAGUGAUGAGAAUUUACAAGUUUAUCUAAACUUGAACAAGACUGUGGAAGAGUUGAAAAAAUGUCCUCUCAUCGUUGAAGUUGUACAGAGAAAUCAAACCAUUUCUUUGCCAAGAGAAGCUAGCAUUCCAUAUGCUUUAGCAAGCAAUGCAACAAGUCACAGUUUGACUCUCACAGACCCCAAUAUGAAUACUGCAAGCACUAGCAAGAUGAAGAGCGCCUCAACACAAGAAUCCAACAAAUUUACAGAACACGGGCAAGAAGCUCAAUCACCUCUGCAUGUGUUGCCGAAUAUGGAGAUUGAAGACAUAAGACUCAAUUAUGUUUUCAAGAAUAAGACUGAUCUAAAACAUACACUUGCGAAAAUAGCCAUCAAGAAACACUUUCAGUACAGAAUUCAAAAAUCAUGUUCAGAAGCAUUUUGGACAAAAUGCAUAGAUGAGAAUUGUGGCUGGUAUGUACGUGCAAGAAGCUCAAAAGUAUCAGACUACUUUCGAGUUAUCAAAUACCAUAAACACCACACAUGCUCCUUAAAUCACAUAAAUUUUGAAAAUAGACAAGCAAGUGCAAAAGUCAUCAGUAGUUACUUCAAAGAGAAGUUUCGUGACCCAGGAUCAACCUAUCGACCAAGGCAAAUAAUAAGAGACAUGAGAGAUGAACAUGGGGUAGGUGUAACAUACAAUAAAGCCUGGAGAGCAAAAACACUUGCAGCUGAUGAUGUUAGAGAGUCAAAUGAGGAAAGUUAUGCAUUGUUGCCUUCAUAUUUGUAUAUGCUACAGUUGGCCAACCCAGGAACUAUCACAAGAGUAUGUAAAGAUGAAGAAAACAGGUUUAAAUACGUGUUUAUUGCUUUUGGGGCUUCAUUAGAUGGAUGGAAGCAAUGUAGACCAGUUAUAGUGGUAGAUGGAACAUUUUUAAAGACGAAAUGUGGAGGUACACUGUAUGCAGCUUGUGUUAAAGAUGGAAACAAUCAAAUUUUUCCGCUCGCCUUUGGAAUUGGGGAUUCAGAAAAUGACAAUGCAUGGAUAUGGUUCUUUACAAGACUAAAAGAAGCAAUAGGAGAUCGAGAAAACUUGUGCAUAGUAUCUGACAGGCAUAAAAGCAUCAAAAAUGCAGUUGAACAAGUGUAUCCUGGUGUAUAUCAUGGAGUUUGUCUUUAUCAUUUGAAGCAAAAUCUAAGGACUAAGUUUAGGGGAUUACAUGUGCAUGCCAUAUUUGAAACUGCUUCAAGAGCGUACUCAGCUCAAGAAUAUUAUUCUGCCAUGGCUAAAUGA